CAAGUUGGAUAGUAGACCCCCGGCCAUCAAUGGACUGGGACGCUACCUACCAGAAGACUCCAAGUGAGGAGUUAGACCAUCAGUAUUCACCGUCUAGAUGGUCCAAGAGGAUGGGAUCUGAUGUCAUAGUUGCUGACCAUGCCCAGGUUACUGGAAUAGAAAGUGGGCAUGCUAAACGUGAUCUCGAUUGUGAACUGGACAUUCCAUACGGAAAGAAACCCAAACAGAAGUUAGAUAUAUUUGGGUCAAAAUCUCUGUCUUCAGAUGCUCCCAUCUUUGUUUACAUUCAUGGUGGAUACUGGCAAUUUUUAGAGAAGGAGAAGUCUAGUUUCAUGGCCCCUACCCUAGUCAAGGCUGGCGCUGUAGUGAUACCUGUUGGCUAUGAGUAUGCCCCACAAGCAAAUAUGGAUGAAAUUGUGACCCAGAUUAAGGAAGCAGUGACCUACAUCAUUAAGUGGGCAGUUCAGCGUGGGUCAAGAGGUGUGUACAUCAGUGGUCACUCCGCAGGCGCCCAUCUAGCCGCCAUGAUGCUCAGCGUGGAUUGGAUGACGGAGUGUAAUCUCACCUCUGAUAUUGUUAAAGGAGCCGUCCUAGUGUCAGGAGUGUUUGAUCUCCGUCCAAUAGUCUACACCUAUGUCAACGAUCCCUUGAAAAUGACAAGUGAAUCUGCCUGGAAUAACAGUCCUUGUAAACAUGUGGAAGCCAUAGCUCAUCUCAGUCGCCAUAGAAACAUACUUAUUGCAGUUGGAGAGUUCGACUCGCCAUCAUUUAUCAAACAGAGUCAACAAUUUGAAAAGGCAUUAGACACACGUGGACUAUCAACACGAUUUUUAAACAUUGAAGGGUUGGACCAUUUUAACAUAGUAGAAAAUCUCCGGUUUGAGGACAAUCUGCUUCUAAAGGAGGUACUGACACUGUUGGAACUUAUGUAACACCUCCCGGCUAUCCUGGUUUGUAAUAACCAUACAUUCAAACAGAGACUACCUUCUAGAACGUUGAAAACCUUCUUAAAGGAUUUGAUGCAGUCAAUGACUUAUCUUAAAAAUUACAGAAAUGUUCCAAUUCAGCAACAAAAGGCAUUUUGCUGUCACAUGUUGGAAAAA
Messenger RNA from Mizuhopecten yessoensis (Yesso scallop), 1103 nucleotides. RefSeq names its product kynurenine formamidase-like. NCBI's taxonomy places the organism in Eukaryota, Metazoa, Mollusca, Bivalvia, Pectinida, Pectinidae. The transcript is spliced from 11 exons. The record is from RefSeq and is a predicted model, not a curated record. The coding region runs from base 30 to 932 and encodes 300 amino acids.